UGAAAAGGAUAGACGGGUGAUGAAUGGGGCAAACCGUAAUCCCUACAUAUUGUGUUUGACAGCAUUCGAUGGCUGCAUCUUUUGUGAUACCCAUUUGCCGCAGGAGAGUAAAUGAGGCUCUGGGUGCUGGCAUGAAGAAGCUUCAGAGGAUUGCGAAGGAGCUUGCGUGGCUCUGGUCCUCGGUGUUUGGGAGGAAAACCAGUGAGUUCCACAGGAAGACGGAUAAAGUAUUCACAGCCAUCGACCACAAGGCAGAGCAUUCCAGAGAUGCUAGAAUCUGGAGCAAGUGUUCGGCAACCCCCAGGGAAACGGGCUUAAAAACUUUAAAUAGCUCCAUUGAGGUCACAACCGUCGGUGAUUCUGACUCGGCUGCAUCCUACUCCUCAAGCUCAAGACCUGUCGAGUCUAAGGGGAAACCUUUUUCUGGGAGUCAUCAUCACUCACCAUUGCUGUGUCAGAAUGAAUCUCCUGAUGAUGAGAAGGGAGUGUACUUCUUUCCCUUGGAAUCCACGCUUUUGGCCGACUUGUUGAAAGAGGGUUCUUGGCACUGCAACCAACCUGUGGGCAGCACAGAAAGUGACAGCUAUGAAUUCACCAUUCCUUUAAUGAUAUUGGAAAAGGAGAUUGAAGAGCUUGAUAUCACUGCUGUGGGACUGGAGACGUAUGUCUCCUGCAUACACACAAUGGACCUUGCUCAAAGGGAAAUCCUGCGUGUGAUCGAAUCUAUUCAUUGCAUGAAUGUUGGCUCACUUUUCACUCUUGGCUGUGAGCAAGUAGCUAAGCUCGCACGACAGGUCAGUGCGAAGCGCAACUCGCUUGCACUGCAAAACAUUCGAGAUGCUGCUAACGAAGCUGUCAUGCAUCUUAUGAAAUGCCUGGAGGCUAAUGAAAGAGUCCUGGAGGCACCAUUACCCAAUGUCAGUCCUGAGGAGUUUGCGGAGCUCGAGUCAUUUGUUGAAAAUUAUGAGGAAGAGGAGGAGAAAACUCUCAUAUCCAAACUGGAGCAAAUCAGACGAUACCAUAGAGCGCUUGAGGACCUGCAUGUGGAACUCUCAGAUAAGGAGAUGAUGGGCUAUUGGUCAGUGCAUCAGAGGUUUCAUGAAUGCUGCAGAAGUGUUUUAGUCAAACGUCCACGUGUCCUGUCCGUGAAGCCCGUCAUAAUCGGAAUUGUCCGGAAUGCCCAGGUUGUGUUGAUCAGACAGGCUUGGGAUCUUGUGGCCCCUGUGCCAACUUAUGAGAGUUAUGAUGACUUGGAAGGCGCAUACGAAUAUCAGAAGGAAACUCAGAAGUCCUUAGAAGGUCUUCAGCAAGCAAUGGAGAGGGCAAGGAAGCUGCAAAAGCAGGAAGCCGUGUUAAAAAUCCCCGAAGAGGACGAAUGCAUCCAGUUGAUCAGACCGGCCCUUGAGAAAAUCGAACGUCUUGCUGAGCUCUGGGGGCUUGCUGCCGAUUGGAACAGGGCUUGGAGCAAUUGGAUGCAAAUAAAAUUCAAGCGCCUAAAUGCAGGGCACAUGGACAUGGAGGUGGCUGAGAUCUACAGGCGUUGUAUCAGCUUGCACCAAGUAGCAGACAGCACGGCAUCGAUCGCCCUCAAAUCACCAGCAAGUCAACGACUACUGGGCAUUCUUGCCUCUCAGGUGUGUUAAGGAACUUCCCUGCCUGUGACUCUCGAGGCGGCAGAGCCGGAGUUAUGACUGACAAGUGGCUGAAAAUGCACAUAUGUAACUCUUUAUUUUACUUAUUUUUGUCACAAGUAACUGUCAAUGAACAGACUAAGAGUUCAGAAUCUUCAGAUCAAUAUGCUAGGGCAUGUAGGGACAGGGGGCAGAGCUGGAGAGCAUAAUGCAACCACUUCACACACGCUCCUAGUAAAUGCUGAUUUCGGAG
Molecule: messenger RNA, 1884 nt
Organism: Chara braunii
Lineage: Eukaryota; Viridiplantae; Streptophyta; Charophyceae; Charales; Characeae
Source: the annotation of a GenBank genome assembly